AGAAAGGUGAGGAAGACAUUAUUAUCUGAGCUCAGUGUGUGAAUUUAAUCAACGACUAAAACACUUUCGUGAGAUAUAACUUUCACCGGCUUUUAAGGAAGUAAUAGAGACUAAACUUAACUGUAGAGUAAGCACAGUUAGUCGCUGAUAUUUUAUUUACAUACAGACAUCUAGUGCUACCCACGUUGUUGUAAGUUUUUUGUUGACACAAACUUUUUUUCAACAUUGUCAUCGUUAUAUUUUUCACCCAUGGAGGUUUUAACGUAAGAAGACGGUAUUUUUAAUCAAUGAAAUGGGAUUUACCGGCACGAGGAAAGUGUCGUGGGACCGUACAUCUGUUUCAGUGGGAGAUUCAACAUCCUGAACCUGCUCGGACACUUUAACGACUUUAUGUUUUUAUCAUCCAUGGAGUCUGUUGGGAAGUUUGAGUUUAACAGGAAAGACUUGAUUGGUCACGGCGCCUUUGCAGUUGUGUUCAAAGGCAGACAUAAAGAGAAACGUGACUGGGAAGUUGCUGUAAAGUGCAUCAACAAGAAAAACUUAGCCAAAUCACAAUCUUUGCUUGGUAAAGAAAUCAAAAUACUAAAGGAGCUCAAGCAUGAAAAUAUUGUCAGACUACUUGACUAUCAGGAAAUUGGAGGAUGUGUGUAUCUUGUCAUGGAGUACUGCAAUGGUGGGGACCUAGCAGAAUACCUUCACUCUAAGGGCACGCUAAGUGAGGACACCAUCCGAGUUUUCCUGCAGCAAAUUGCUCAGGCCAUGAAGGUCCUGCAGAGCAAAGGCAUCCUCCACCGAGACCUCAAACCUCAAAACAUCCUGCUCUGCCACCCAGAGGGGCGCAGGUCCAGUCCCAUUAAUACCUGCAUCAAGAUAGCUGACUUUGGCUUUGCGCGUCAUCUUCAAACAAACACUAUGGCAGCCACGCUGUGCGGCUCUCCCAUGUACAUGGCUCCUGAGGUCAUCAUGUCCCAGACCUACGACGCCAAGGCUGACCUGUGGAGCAUAGGAACCAUUGUGUACCAGUGUCUGACUGGGAAGGCUCCAUUUCAUGCCAGCACACCUCAGGACCUCCGUCUGUUUUAUGAAAGCAACAGGACCCUCUUACCCAGCAUCCCAAAGGAAACUUCUAGUAACCUCAGGAAUCUUCUGUUGGGGCUUCUGCAGAGAAACCACAAAGAACGGAUCAGCUUUGAUGAGUUUUUCCACCAUCCAUUCUUGGAGACGAGCUCAUCCGCAAAGAAAUGCUCUCCUGCUCCCCUACUCUCCUAUCCAAGUUCAGGCUCAGGCAGCUCCUCGAGCAGCUCCUCUACAUCACAUCUGGCCUCCCCUCAACAUUCCGAUGGAGAGAUACACCGUCUGCAUCCCAAAGCGCAGUGUUCCCCUCUGCAAACCUCCCCUGUCUUCACACUCAAAACAAUCACCAAUCAGCACAGCAGGAACGCCUCAUCUUCCACAGAGGACUUUGUCAUCGUGCCUGCUCAGUUUCCAAAUGAGUACACCCGUGAUGUUGAAGUGGAGUCACCUGUUGAGAGUUGCCUGAUCUACAGUGGGAGCUCACAGCUGGUCGCGAGAAGCCCUGGAUUUGCAGAAAAGACACCUCCACCUUCUCCCCGGCUGCACUCUCCCUCUAAGCCUGUUAGCAAACCUGCUGAAUUUGUCGGCCCUAAAAGCAGCCAAUCAGUGCCCAUUCCCGUCCCAACUCAGAUCCAAAACUACCAACGUAUGGAGCAGAACCUUCACCCUGCAGGCCUGCAUGGCUCCACUAGGGUCACACUCUGCUGUGCUGGCAGCAGCAGGGAGAACUCGCCUAAAUACAGAGGCUGUCGAGCUCCAGGAUCAGUCCUGACUGGAGGAGCCCGACCACAACAGCCCUUCCCAUUAAUGGGAAUGACACCAAAGAUCUCAGAGCCAACUCUCCCCCUCAGCACAAGAACUGGACUGCUCAACUCCCCUGAUGUACAGAACACCGGCGGCCUACAGGUUCAGCCAAGGAUGCCAAACCGAAACAUGACAGUCCCAGACCUUAAAUCCCUUACAUCUCCUGCUUCCCAGACCGACCUCAGCAGGAAAUCAGCCAAUAAGAAGGGCCCAUUUAAAAGAUCACUGAGCACAGGCAGGUUAUCUGACAUGCUGCUGAAAGCGGCCUUUGGAGCCCACCUGUUUGAGCAGGGAAGCGAUGAGAGCCUCAACUCUGAUAGAAGCAUGGAUAUAACAGCUCCACCUACUGGUUUCCACCAAGGCUUGCAGUUCACAGACAGCCCACCUCCUGCAGUUUUUACCAUGGGCUCUCCUUCCAAAGGAAACACUCCUCCUGACACUGUGUUAUCAAGGAUGUUUUCAGGCUCUCCCAGCUACAUGAACUCCGCCUGGCUGCUCAACAGUCGUCUUCUUCAGGGAGGAAGUCGCAGAAAUAGUGAGUCUGAAGCCAUGGAUGCUACUCCACACAGCAGUCUGGUUUUCCAUCCUCCAGAGCUUCCUGAAGACACACUGAUGGAGCAGGCCCAUACAGAUGCUCUGAGUGAGCUACGUUUCAUCCUGGCUUUUGUCCAUUGUGUCAUGGAGUUGGCUUCAUCUAAGGACCCGAGCCUUGAAACUGUCAACAGUCCUGAUGUUUCUUUUCUAGAGCAGAGCUUAGUGACUGAUCAGAUCAGCCUGUUGAGUAAAGAAUGGAGUUAUGCAGAGCAGUUAGUAUUGUACAUGAAGGCUGAAGAGUUUCUGUCAUCAGCACUGCACACAGCUAAAGACAAUAUCAAACAAGGACGACUCCUUCCCUCUUCCACAGUCAAACAAGUAAUCAGGAAGCUGAAUGACUUGUACAAGAACUGCGUGACUUACUGUCGCUCCCUCAACCAUCGACUGCAGACCUUCUUGCUCGACAAACAGAAGCUGAUGGAACGCUUUAACGGACUCACAGCAGAGAAACUCAUCUACAGUCACACCGUGCACAUGGUACAGACUGCUGCUCUCGAUGAGAUGUUCCACUUGGGCACAGCAUCAGCCCAACGCUACCACAAAGCCCUCUUGCUGAUGGAGGGUCUGUCUCGAAUCAUCACUGAGCAGAAAGACAUUGACAGUGUUGAUAAAUGUAAGCAGUGUAUCGAGCGACGCCUUUCUGCUCUGCAGUCUUAACAGUAUCCAUGAGCCCUGUGACUGCGCCCACAACAACAGCAUUAUCUUUCCUCAUCCAUCUCUUUUCAGUGCUGAUGGACUCUUCCAGUCUGUCAAUGCACAGAAGCACUUUGAUCUGUCUUAAGGGAAAUGACCAGUGGAGCAUUUGCUCUGACCCCUCUAGCCAGUCUCUAAUAUUUACAUAAAUGCACAGAAAAGACUGGAAGUCCUUUUUUGAUGAUAGAUUGUGAUAUGAUUGUUUGGAUACUUUGAUAAGAUAAUCUGUUGUCAGUAUUUUUGUUACAGACUGUAUGUAAGUGUGUUUUGUGUUUGCACAUAGAAUAAUCAGAUUGAAAAACAACUGUUAUUUAAUGGGUUUUACUUGAAAGAAAAUUUAAGUUGUGAUGCAUAUAUGUUAUGUGUUAGGCAAGGUUCACCAGUCAACAAGAGCCAGAAUGUUUUGGAUAACAUGACCAAAUAUUGCAAAUGCAUAGCAGUAAUUGUUUAACUGUGCCUGUUUUUUUGUGUUUGCCACAGCAGAGUAGUGGAUGUUAAAGCAAUGAGAGUGUCUGUCACCAUAACCUUUGAUAAGUUCAUUUUUCUUGAUGAGUUUUAGUUUUGAAAAGCUGAUCCACUAGUGUUUGCUGUCACUUAGGGAUGUACUUGAACAAAAGGUACAAAAACUGCAAGUCCCUAUGCUCUGCUUAUCUGAUGUAUGGUGCAUUGUAGCAAAUUAGUUUUUUAUGUUCUGUCUGUGUGGUUGUUUGUUAAAAGAUUGUAUUUGGUGAUGGAUGAAAUUGCACAUGAUUGCAGCCUAAAAGUCACUCUUUCAAUGCAAUGAAACAUUGAAUUUUUGUGUAUUUUUUGGGCUUGAAUGUAAGUUUAUUAGGAUGACAAAUUACCCUUUUCUACCUUAUGUGAGAAUGCUGGUAACAUUUCAAAGUGAAUUGUUACACACUGUUUGAUGAAAAUAAAUAUUUAUUA
Cheilinus undulatus (humphead wrasse) is the source of this 4092-nucleotide messenger RNA. RefSeq names its product unc-51 like autophagy activating kinase 1a (gene ulk1a). The coding region runs from base 391 to 3129 and encodes 912 amino acids. The record is from RefSeq and is a predicted model, not a curated record. The transcript has 27 exons. Lineage: Eukaryota; Metazoa; Chordata; Actinopteri; Labriformes; Labridae. Gene Ontology annotation, biological process: positive regulation of autophagy; protein autophosphorylation; axon extension. Gene Ontology annotation, cellular component: autophagosome; cytoplasm. Gene Ontology annotation, molecular function: protein serine/threonine kinase activity; ATP binding.